Musa acuminata AAA Group (dessert banana) is the source of this 3816-nucleotide messenger RNA. RefSeq lists its product as uncharacterized. The transcript has a single exon. The record is from RefSeq and is a predicted model, not a curated record. Lineage: Eukaryota; Viridiplantae; Streptophyta; Magnoliopsida; Zingiberales; Musaceae. The coding region runs from base 221 to 679 and encodes 152 amino acids.
AUAGGAAUCCAAAGAUUAAGAAAAAAGAGUAUGCUAAUUAAUUAGGGAUCAUAUAUACUGUUUUAAUCAAGAAAAUUUCCAGAUUUCUGGAUUAGAGGCCAACCUUAAGGGGAUUAGUACUAAACCGCCCAUCUUUACCUAUCUAAACACAGCCUGCCGGAGGAGUCGAAGAACUACAAAACCCUAAACCUUGACUACUACUCCUCUUCCUUCCAGAAUCAUGGAUUCUUCUCCUCCCUCGCAUGCCAGAUCCGAUCAAGAUUCGCUACCGACCGCCUCCGCAGCUCCGGACCAGACGAUCGCGGACGGGGGAACAACGGUGGCGGCGGACGACGGAGGAGAGGAGAAGAAGGGAGAAGCGAAUGGAGGAAGCGAAGUAGAGGAGGAGGAGGAGGAGGAGGAGGGGGAGUGCGGUUUCUGCCUCUUCAUGAAGCGCGGCGGGUGCAAGGACGCCUUUGUCGCGUGGGAGAAGUGUAUGCAGGCGGCCGAGAAGCGCGACGAGGACAUCGUCGACAAAUGCUCCGAGGCCGCGGCCCUCCUCAAGAGGUGCAUGGACACCCACCCCGACUAUUAUGAGCCCAUCCUCCGAGCCGAGCAAGCUCUGGCCGACGCUGCUGCUGCCGCGGCCGCCAGUGAUCGUGACUCGGAGGAUGAGAAGAAGAAAGGGAAGCAUUCGUGAAUCCCUAUGCCUCUUCUUAUUCUUUUUUACCUGAUGUCUUGGGUUUCCCCACGUCUUCUGGUUUGACAUUGGAUUCGUGGAUGGAUGGAUCGAUGAGUUCCUUUUAACAUAGCUCUUCUUUUAGUUAUCGAAUCGUGAAAUUAAUCCACUUUGGUAGGCGCCAUGUUUGGGGAACCUAAAGCGAUACAUUCUUCCUUUGUAGAACUAGAAAAUUUUGAAAUCAUGCACAAAUUUUGGUUCUUGUUUGAGUUAUGUCUUCCGGUUCGCAUAGCUAUGAUCUACCCUUUUAGUGAUUAAUUGAUUACAUGAUGCAAACCCUUAGGACAUGAUAUCUGCAAUUAUAUUAUAGAUUGUGAAUCUUUAUCUGAAAUAUUACCAUGGUAUGGUAAAUCGAACAAUUUGUUGGAAUUGUAGUGAGUUCACAAACAUUUUCUCUUAUACACAGCAUAAUAUCACAAAAAUGAUUGAAAGGAAGCAAAUGCUUAGAACCCAAAAUUUAUGUCUUAUAAGAGCUAUCUCUGCCUUUGGGCGUCGAGAGAGAUUGUCAGGGUUGAAAGUUUCUAAUGACUUUUAUAUUUAGUGUUUUGUGCCACUAAUUUGUCAGAAUUAAAUGAGAUUUGUUGAUGGUGAGAUUAGAUGCCAGCAUUAUUUGAAGUAAACUGCAUCUUAUACUCUGCAACCAUGAAAAUUAUCGCUGUAUCAAACUUGUUUUCCUUGUAGUUCAUUAAUGUUCUUUUUGAAACUAUUCCUGCUAUAUGAUCAGCAAUAUGAUCUAGUCAGUUUCUAAGUGAUUUUUCUAAGUUUUACAUAGAAUCUGUUGAACUCGUAUGUUAUUGAUGGCUAUUUCAUCUGUUCAAUUUCUUCUAAUUUACUGAUGGCCAUUUCUUAUCUCAUUAAGAAGUUUCAAAAUGGAAUUUCUGUUAACUUUUAGCACAUUAGAUGAAUGAUAUCCACAAUUCUGGGAUAAUUUUCUAUAUAGUUCAUCGUUUUUCUAAUUGGUGCUGGAGAUUCUCGAGAAAAUUUAUAAAAUAGAAUUCAACAGUGUGCGUGUUGUAUCAAACUUUAGGAGUAAUGAUUCCUUUGUGGAAUCUAAUCUUAGCUAAUCCACCAUGAACCUCUGCCUCUCUGAUGCGACACUUCUACUGUGUGUUGGUGUCAUUCUUUUCAUGUUCUAAUUGAACCGAUCACAUUGUCUUGCCUGCUUUAAUACAGGAAUUGAUAAAAAAUGCUUGUUCAUGUUACCUAUUUCUACCUCGUCUCGAUCAGGAAGGAUAUUAGGUUGAUAAGAGUGUAGAAGAGCCAAAUACGAAUAAAUGUUUAAUCUUUAAGAGUCUCUCAACUUGUGGAUAAUUGUUGAAUCACACGAUACUGUAUUCCCUUAUGUAUUACUAAAACAGAGUAUGCCUAACUCACAAUAUUUAGGUUACCAUUCCUAGCGAUUCAUUUGAAGUUGCAUUCUUCUUUAUGUGCAUGUGCUAAAAACAUGAACACUAAGGAUUUUGUUGGGAUCACAUAUGUGACAACCAACAAAUUGGAUUCGAGACCCCCAAGUCUCACCUUUGCCAUAUGCGAUGAUGUCUGAAUAAAACUCACACUAUAGUUAUCUUUAACAGAAUAUCUGAUCAGAUCAUGAUGUUCCGAUUAGUAAUGUUGAUGAGUGUUAUUGGCAGAUUUUUAUUUGCUUUUAUACCUGAUGUUCAAUGUCAAAUAUGCAAUUCACUCGUCUAAACAGGUAGAAACUUUGGGAGAACAUGUUCUGUAGGCAACCAGCUAGUGAAUGCGAGGCUGAUGGCAAAAGUCUUACUCGGUACAUGUAUUCUUAUUUUUCUCAUCUCCAUCAAACGCAAUUGUCAUGGUUCAUAUUUUAUUAACUUUGUUAGUGUCCUAUAUUUUUUUUAGCCAAAUAGAAGCUCAAACUUGCUAAGCUUCCAUGUUUCCGAUGCAAAUGAAUGUAAGCAUGCCUCAUAUCUUUUUGGUGAUCACUCCAAAUAAUAAUUUGCCAAGUUUACAUGAUAAACAGUCAAGUCAGUUCGGUUUCAAUUCUAACCAAGUUUAAUUUUGAUUCGAAUUGAACCGUGAUCCGGGCUAGCUACGAGAAGGCAUGGCUUCAAGAAGUAUUGCCUUUUCCUUUUAUGUUCUUGAAGCAAACAAAAGGGGCAGCAGCUCAAGCAUCCGUUUUAGCUCUUAUUCAAGUACAUUGAAUCGAGAAAGUAAGGAACACUACAUCAAACUUAAGCUUCUUCAUCUUGUACUAAUGGUUUGGAGUUUCCUCAGUGUAUCAACACUUCACUUCACAGUGGGCGUCGUUGCAAAGGACCCAGACCUGAUCUUUCUCCUUGAGCUCUGGAUAAACUCUGCGGCCUUGUUGUUGAUGGUCUUCGUCCUCGUCACCGCUGCAGUCGGUGGCGCUGGCUGCGGUUCAGCCACUGCUGCCGGUGGUGCUGGCAUGGGCACUGCUUUCUCUGGAGCUCUUGGCACUGUUGUACUCCCAGGUUUGUAGGUAGUGGCAAGGGGAGGAGGUGGAACUGGAAGAGGUAUAGGCUUAUCUGUCGUUGGAGGUGGUGGGUCAACCUUCUGAAGCUGUUCUUUCGCCGUUGCUGCUCGCACAGGCUUUGCUGACGGAGGCAGGGUGAUGGCAUCGGGUUCUGGUAGUUUAGCUGGUUUUGGCUUCGUUGCAGUAGCAGGACUGUGAUCGGUCUUGUGGCCGUUCAUGCCGAAGUCGGAGUGGUCAGCGGUGGCGGGUUGCUUGUGGAAAGUUAGGCGACGGAUGGGCCGAAAUGCUGCGUUGAAGCAGAGGGCAUUGAAGAGCCUUUCGCACACGCCCAACGGCUUGGAGUCUGCUGCAUCCUUUGCCAUUGGAGAGUUGGUAUGCCGAAGACUGGAGGUUUUGGGUGAGCGAGCGAGUUUUAAUAAGCCCUUGAUGACCCUUUUGAGAGAGAGAGAGAGAGAGAGAGAGAGAGAGAGAGAAUAUAGUAAUGCAUGGUGUGCCGGUGAGGUAUAUGCUGGAAGAGAGAGAGAGAGAGAGGGAUGGCGUAGAAACGAAGUGGGAACGAAAGCGUAUCGCUUUGCUUUCUUUUGUGAGAUGCCAAGAAAUUUUUGCUCUGUUUCCUGCGAUGGAAUCGUGUUCUGUUGCCUCA